UCCCUAUGGUUGCCGUUUAGUAUGAGUGCUAUCCCUCAUAUCUUGCCCGGUGUUUAUCUCUACACACUUUGAACCUCCCGCGCAUCUCUCCUUCUUUUCCGCUCGUCAUUUGGGUCGCUCUGGCUCUUUGUUGUCUUUCUCACUGCCAUCUGGCCUCGCUGGGCAUCACCUGGCUGUAUCCUCUUCGCUGCGGCCUGAAAAACGCCAACAGUCCGACAAGUCCGCCGACACCACCAGACCGCCAUCGAGCCCCGAUCCAGAAUGCCUUCCCGCACGCUGCCAACCUUCACUCCAGCCGAGGUUGAGUCGCAUAAUACCAGCAAAUCCUGCUACGUUACCAUCGGCCAAAACGUUUACGAUGUGACCGACUUUCUCGAGUCCCACCCGGGAGGCGCGGAUCUGGUCCUCGAGUACGGCGGCAAGGACGUCGCAGCCAUUCUCAAGGACGAGGACUCGCAUCGCCACUCGGAUGCCGCCUACGAGAUCCUUGAAGAGUCGCUCGUCGGCUUCGUCGCAUCGACAAAGAAGACCAACGGGUCGGCAGCGAACGGAAAGGCUAAUGGCAAAGCCAACGGCGCCGCCACUGGCGUCGAGCCCGAGCUCUUUGACGCAAAGGGCCGGGCGGUUCACCCGCGCACGGGCAUGUCUUGCGAGGAGGACCUGAACAAGGAGACGGACUUGACCGACGACUACAAGAAGCACAAGUUUCUGGAUCUCAGCAAGCCACUGUUGCUUCAGGUUUUCUUUGGCGGAUUCAGCAAAGAUUUUUACCUGGACCAGGUGCACAGGCCACGGCAUUACAAGGGCGGAGCUUCGGCGCCCAUCUUUGGCAACUUCCUCGAACCCCUCAGUCUGACGCCCUGGUGGCUCGUGCCGACGGUGUGGUUGCCGCCCGUCUGCUAUGGUCUUUACCUUGCCAACCCCGGCUUCGAGAAUGGGAUGUCCCAGGUUGCACUCUUCCUAACUGGCCUCGGCCUGUGGACUAUUAUCGAAUACGUGCUUCACCGGUUCCUGUUCCAUCUUGACGGCUACCUCCCUGACAACCGCUUCGCCAUCACAGCGCAUUUUCUUCUCCACGGCGUGCAUCACUACCUCCCGAUGGACAAGUACCGACUAGUGAUGCCCCCGGCGCUCUUUUCGGUGCUGGCAACCCCGUUCUGGAAGCUGGCGCAUGCCCUGUUUCCAGCCUGGCAUGUCGCCACAACCAUCUUUUGUGGUGGCAUCCUCGGCUACAUCUGCUACGAUCUCACGCACUACUUUCUCCACUUCCGCAAUCUGCCUCUGUGGUACAAGGGGCUCAAGAAGUACCACCUCGAGCACCACUUCCUCGACUACGAGAACGGCUUCGGUGUCACCAGCCGCUUCUGGGACCGCGUGUUCGGUACCGAGAUCGUGCCGCUGGUCAAGACCAAGUAGCCAACUUCUCCUGGGCUUCUCCUGCUUCAAGUCUCGCAGGCCUCUAUUCACUUGAUCUAGAGCGUGUCACUGAAGGUGAUCGGGGGUGGCGCUUGUCUUGCAUGCUCAUGUGUCUGGGCGGGGUGGUGUUCUUGGUCAUCAUGAACGGGUUAAGUAGCGUGGGACUCCUAUAGCACUGGACCAAGGUGCGGACCGCCUCUGGUAGCUAAUAAUUGUAAUACUCUAUGCCUUGGUUAGGCGGCGUUUGGAUGAUAUCAAAUAGAGACAGCUAGAACUCCCCUCUCUUGUGAGGAUUCUGUUGCGACGGACGGAAUGGAUACCACGACAUGUGCCUUUACGCCUCUAAGCUGCAAAUAUUUGUGCACCCAGUCCUGCACGGUGGUUUCUGG
Messenger RNA from Gaeumannomyces tritici R3-111a-1, 1805 nucleotides. Its product is annotated as inositolphosphorylceramide-B C-26 hydroxylase. Gene Ontology annotation, molecular function: heme binding; iron ion binding; fatty acid 2-hydroxylase activity. The record is from RefSeq and is a predicted model, not a curated record. Gene Ontology annotation, biological process: fatty acid metabolic process; lipid biosynthetic process. The transcript has 2 exons. Gene Ontology annotation, cellular component: endoplasmic reticulum; membrane. The coding region runs from base 262 to 1416 and encodes 384 amino acids. NCBI's taxonomy places the organism in Eukaryota, Fungi, Ascomycota, Sordariomycetes, Magnaporthales, Magnaporthaceae.